Rattus rattus (black rat) is the source of this 1137-nucleotide messenger RNA. RefSeq names its product prostate and testis expressed 2 (gene Pate2). The record is from RefSeq and is a predicted model, not a curated record. The transcript is spliced from 2 exons. Lineage: Eukaryota; Metazoa; Chordata; Mammalia; Rodentia; Muridae. The coding region runs from base 426 to 788 and encodes 120 amino acids.
UUGUGACACCUUCAGGAGUAAACCUCCCUUCCAUUUACUGCCAAAUCCUGAGAAUCCAGUGUUCUCCUGGCAUAUUUAUUCUAUGGCCAUUAAUAAGGAAUUGUAAUUACCUUUGUUUCCUUUUAACUAUUACAAAUACACAUGGCAAAAAUUCAGUCUAUACAAGGUGCUUAUGUGAAUUCUUUGGGUAAAUUCUACAGGAACCCUGGCCUCCUCAAAUGGUAUACAUUUGGUUUAUGUCUAUAAGCUUCUCUUUUACAGUCCCAGCACUUAGGAGACAAAGGCAGGUGGAUGGAUCUCUUUAAGUUCCAGACCAGCCAGGGAUACAUAGAGAGAUCUUAUCUCAAAAAAUGAAACCAAACAGUAACCCAAAAGAAAACCUUUCUCUCUCAAGAUUAUUAUAAGAGCUCUAUUCUGGGAAGGUUAUGACCCACAGGUCAAUAGUAACUUACAGAGAAAGCUCUAAUUGCAGACAUUUUCUCCAGACCGCAUUCACUAAGUACUUCUUUCUGUGUCUGGCAGAUCUUGGAACAAUGUGUUAUAAAUGUAAGAAAUAUCAUCUUGGGUUAUGCUACGGACUCAUGAAAUCCUGCACACUGAAGCAUAGACAGUCCUGUGCUGCUGAGAACUUUUACAUACUCACGAACAGAGGGCAGAGCAUGUAUCAUUAUUCAAGACUGUCAUGUAUGACCAACUGUGAGGACAUCAACUUCCUGAGUUUUGAAAGGAGGACAGAGCUAAUUUGUUGCAAGCACAGUAACUAUUGCAACCUCCCAAUGGGACUCUAGUUCUGAAUUUAUUAUGGGUUUGGUAUCAUUCUUCAACUUACUACCAACUCCCUUUCCCCUAAAGUCUGUAUUUACUCUCCCCACUAACUAACAAUAAAUGGGAAAGUCAUUUGUCCAUGAAAAGAGAAUCAGUCAUAUGAGAAACUGGGCUAGGAGUUCGUCCUCAUUUCUAAGCAAAUCUUUGCUAAUUCUUUUUGUCAUAUCUAGCAGGGUACUUUGAUCUGUGGACAGUCCUGGUCAUCAUGAGUAGGUCCGGAAUUGAUCACCUCGUGUACAAGCCCAUGAGUCUUUGGCUCAAAAUGUCAUCCCACCUCUGUACAGGGAAAUCUGUAAAUAUACUCUGUGUUGG